Molecule: messenger RNA, 1206 nt
Organism: Caenorhabditis remanei
Lineage: Eukaryota; Metazoa; Nematoda; Chromadorea; Rhabditida; Rhabditidae
Exons: 3
Coding region: 1-1206 (401 amino acids)
Source: RefSeq, a predicted model, not a curated record
AUGCCUUCCGCCUCCUUCCCACUUCUACAACUUCCUGUACUUCCCUGUAAACUAGUGUUCCAGCUACUCGAUCCUGUUAAUUUAGUCGAACUCUCCCUAGCCUACCGUUGUGUCAAUCGAUUCCUGAAAGCCUACAAAACCCACGUGGCUCAACUAACCUGGACAUUCGAUGAUAAAGACGCGUUUCCCGGAAUGUUCACGUGGAAAAGAAGCAGUCCGUUUUAUACGUACAUGAGUCUUACUGUAUCGUUUAACGACGGUCAUCAUAUCAAAUAUUAUUUUAUUGGAAAUAACCAAGGAUUCAGACCUGGAAGUCCUGUAGAGACGGUACCCGGAGAGUGGCCAUUACCUAUUGGGGAAUUUAAAGAUAAUGAAUUCUGGAUGUCUGGAAGGCAGACCCUCCUGGAAGCAGAACCUGAAGCACUUGAUAUGAAAGUGAUGGAGAAGUUGACUAAACAUUUCUCGGAUUUAUUCUAUAUCGACGGAUACAAUCUGUAUUAUGGGAGAAUCCAUGAAUUUGAUAUUUUUGACUCAUUUGUCUGGAAUUUUACUCGAAAAUUCAAGAACUUUUCAAUGAGAAAGUUGGAAAUUAAUGAGGAAGACGGAAGAUUUUUGUUGGAAGAUUUGGAAAUUGAGAAUUUGACCAUGGAGGAUGUCAAUAUUAAUAAUUUUAAUAAAAUCACUAAUCUGAGGAUGAAUAUGAAUCAAUCAAUAAUGGAGAUCCAUGACUGCAAUUGGAUUACUAUGAGUAAUAUAAUUGAAGCUCAUGAAUCAAAACUAAUCGAUAUUGAUCUUACGAGAGAUUUGAACGUGAAUCAGCUAGUCAAACUAGUCACUCUUUGGAGAAAUGGACAAAAAUUGAGGAAUUUGGAGAAGUUGAAGAUGGAUUGGACGAGGGGAUGCUGUGGAUUCGAUUCGGAGGACGUGAAGGAGUUUAAGAAGAAAUUGGAGAGUUUGGGAGGAAGACCACACAAUCAAACGCCCUUCCAAUUUCAAGUCGAACGAGUCAUUGAUGGAGAAAUCGCUUUGUUAAGUUUUGAACUUGGAAGACAAUUCGAAAUGGUUCUGCAAAGAGUGUAUGAGAAGGAGAAGAAGGAGGAGGAGGUGGUGGGAGAAGAAGACGAAGAUUUAGAAGAGCAAGAGGAUGAAGAAGAGGGAGAAGGAGAAGAUUAUGAAUCUGAGGAUGAAGAUGAUGAUGAGGAGUAA